This is a messenger RNA of Bipolaris maydis ATCC 48331, 1422 nucleotides long. RefSeq lists its product as uncharacterized. The record is from RefSeq and is a predicted model, not a curated record. Lineage: Eukaryota; Fungi; Ascomycota; Dothideomycetes; Pleosporales; Pleosporaceae.
ACCAAUUGCAUCACUAUGGGUUUCGCAACUACAAUCCUUCACUCUCAGUUCUUUGUCAAGCCACCGGUGCCCUCAUCCGAUUUCUCAGGCCAAACAGUCGUCGUAACCGGUGCUACAUCCGGUCUUGGAUACGAAGCGGCAAAACAUGUACUACGUCUCGGGGCGUCGAAGCUUAUCCUUGCAGUGCGCAAUGUUUCAAAAGGCGAACAAGUUGCGAAAGAGAUAUCGUCUGCACUAUCCCUUCCUACAAGCAAUGUCGAAGUUUGGGAGUUGGAUCUCAGCAAAUUCGCAUCAGUGAAGAAGUUUGGUGAGCGCAUCAAGACAUUGAACCGCCUGGAUGCGGUGAUACAGAAUGCGGGUAUCAUGACCAGCAAAUUCACUUCUGUUGAAGGAUGCGAGAGUCAAAUAACAGUAAACGUUAUCAGUCCAGCACUUCUCGGUUAUCUUGUUAUCCCCAAACUUCAAGAAUCUGCAACAAAAACUGGAAGUCGAGGAAGACUGGCUUUUGUGGGAAGCGAUCUCCAAUUUCUUGCACCCUUGAAGGAAAAGUCCCGUCCAGGCAGUCUCUUCACGGCACUCAAUUCAGAAGAGCACGCAGAUAUGAGCAAUCGCUACGGCGUCUCGAAACUUCUGCUGAUGUGGGUAGUGCGUGACUUGGCGCAACAAUACCCAUUGUCCGAUCAGUCAAACGUACUCAUCACCUGCCUGACUCCUGGCCUGUGCCAAAGCGAUCUAGUGCGCGAUGAUGAAAGCUGGAUUGCUGGCGUCAUCAGGCGCUUUAUCAUAAGAAUCGUUGCGCGGUCCACUGAAGUUGGCAGCCGCACUCUCGUCUUUGGUGUGAAGCCAGAACUAGGCGAGGAGUGCCACGGUGCAUUUCUGAUGGACUGCAAAGUUUGCGGAGAUUUAACCGGCAACACAAAGUCGUCCGAGAUGAAAGAAGCCAAUACAAAAUUCUUGGGCGAGCUCCGUGCGCGCUUACAGGAAAUUUAUCCUGAACUUCCCUAAAGGCUAUCUUAGGCUGUAUAUCUGAGAAAGAAUUUUAUAUGUUUUGAGACCUCUUCAAACACAGAAAAUGAUGAUAUGUUUGGUGAUGAGACCAGGUGUUGUCAGAAGUGCAGGUAACAUAACGGUGAAGGUUAACGGCGGCCAUCCACUUGUUACGGAUACCUGUAGUUGAGAACCCUGUAAGGUUUCCACCAUAAUCUCCACCCUCAAUGUUUUUGUUUGGCGCAACGGUAUGACAUUCUGGAAGUAGUCGUGUACAUACAUAUGUACCCGAGCCUUCAUUUUCAGAAUUAGCCGAUGCCGAAGGUGGUAGUUAUAUCAUCAAUCUUCUGAAAACGUGGACUUUGUAAUUAAUAGUUAAGACCGAUCACUAAACAUCAACGGAAUGAGCCACAAUGGCGAUAAUUCAACCUGUCG